UCUGAUGGGAAAGAGAAAAAGUCCAAAACAAAAGACAAGGACAAGAAGAAGGAACCAGCUUCAAUGUUCCAGAUAAAUGGAGAGAAAGACACAAAGAGCAAAAAGAAAGCUGCUAAAUCUGACAGCGACGAAAGUGAAGCGGAAACAAAGUCGAGCAAAUCAAAGAAGAAAUCCUCCGCCGGCUCAGCGUCCAUGUUCCAAACAUCAGGAGACAAGGACAAAGAUAAGAAGACGAAGAAGAAAGCAAAGGCAGAAGAGAGUGAUGAUUCAGAGUCAGAAAAAGAAGAAAAAUCCAAGAAGAAGAAGGGCAAAGGAAAGAAGAAAAAGGAGAGAUCUCCGUCACCUGAGAUUGAGUUUGACGACUUGGAGAAGUUUGUGAUGCAGCCGGCUCCGCAGGGCACGACCAUCAAGUGCCGAGUGACACGAGACCAGAGAGGGAUGGAUAAGAGUCUCUACCCUCUGUAUUACUUUCACCUGGACAACGAACAAAAGACGUUCCUCUUGGCUGGAAGGAAACGUAAGAAGAGCGCUACAUCAAAUUACCUCAUCUCCAUUGAUGCCACAGAUUUAUCAAGAGGAGGCGAGAAUUUUGUGGGAAAGUUGAGGUCUAAUUUAAUGGGCACAAAGUUCACAGUAUUUGAUAACGCUCUGAAUCCAGAGAGAGCUCUUCCUGACCUGUCCAACGCACGCCAGGAGUUAGCAGGGAUCAUCUAUGAAACAAAUGUUUUAGGGAUGAAGGGUCCCAGAAGGAUGACGGUUGUUAUUCCAGGAAUGGACAAAAACAACGAGCGGGUUCCUCUACGACCAAGAAAUGAUUGCGACGGCUUGUUGUUGAGACACCAGAAUAGACGGACGGACAACUUGAUCGAGCUGCGCAACAAGACGCCUGUGUGGAACGAAGAUACGGCGUCCCAUGUGCUCAACUUUAACGGCAGGGUCACCCAGGCCUCCAUCAAGAACUUCCAGAUAGUUCAUAACAAAGACUUGGACUACAUUGUGAUGCAGUUCGGACGUAUAGCUGACGACAUUUUCACGCUCGACUUCAACUACCCGCUGUGUGCCGUGCAGGCCUUCGCCAUUGCUCUCUCCAGCUUCGACGGGAAGAUCGCCUGUGAAUAACAGCGGGGCUCACACAAAAACCUGAACCUACACCCACAUCAGAACAACUCUUGUCUUUGGACACUGCCUUCAACGUUUCCUGUGAUGGACUCUGAUAACAGGUCAUGGUUUAGUGAAUGUGUCUUUACGUGCUGCGGCACUGUUACCCCUGUGGGUGUGUUUUUCACUCACAGUCUGAAGUCGGUCUCAUAUCAUCAUCUGAUCUUGCCAACAUGACAUGGGAGAAUUCUGGCUGUUGUCUCUGAACAUAAACUUCUGGGUUGUUUUAGAGUAUGUUGUCAAACCUGAAUGAUUAAGAUUUUUGAAGAUUACAAACGUCUUUUAAAGAUGUUAGUGUUGUAGUACUCCAAAUCGGUCUUGGUCUCGAGGCCGCUUUUUGAAGGUCUCGGUCUCGACUCAGAGUCAAAAUCAUUUUCACUCGGUCUUGUCUCGGUCUCAGGCUUGGCAGACUUAUGGAUUUUUUAUCAGUCAAGAUCACCACUGAUUGGCUAUUUUUGUCCAUGUAAUUACUGUGAUUAGAAGGAAAAUGCCUCUUUUUAAAAGAACAAAUAACUUCAGUUCAUUCAUAAUAACAUUUUUAUCCCUCAGUUACGGCCUUCCCGGUGUUACGAUCUAAGUGAGUGAAACGUCCCCUGCACACAAGAUGAUGAUUUUUCAGUGAUAUUUAUCA
This is a messenger RNA of Labrus bergylta (ballan wrasse), 1789 nucleotides long. Its product is annotated as tubby-related protein 1-like. Gene Ontology annotation, biological process: protein localization to cilium. Gene Ontology annotation, molecular function: actin filament binding. Gene Ontology annotation, cellular component: cilium. NCBI's taxonomy places the organism in Eukaryota, Metazoa, Chordata, Actinopteri, Labriformes, Labridae. The record is from RefSeq and is a predicted model, not a curated record.